AUGAUGAUGAUGCCACUGCAAGGAAGUAUUGCGGCUGAGGCCUUCAAUUGUUCGGAGCCGCCAAACUUUAACAAUUUUGACGUCAAUUCGUGCUGUCGGACGCCUGAAAUCAAUUUAAAUGACGUGCCCCAGAGAUGUCAGCAAUAUAUUAAACAGUUGAAGUCUGCCAAUGAGAACUAUCCGGCGUACGCGCACAUAUGUUAUCCGGAGUGCAUUUAUCGGGAGACGGGCGCAUUGGUAAACGGACAGCUUAACAUGGUGCAGGUGAAGCGAUUCCUAAUGACGCAUGUGCAUCGCAAGGAUCGGGACAUAUUGCCGGAAAUAGAACGCUCGUUUGAGAAGUGUCUAGCGAACAUUAAGGGCCACAUGAAAAAGGCAAACAUUGAGGCGUACAAUGUGCUGCCCCAUGGCUGUUCUCCUUUCGCCAGCAUGAUCUACAGCUGCGUCAAUGCGGAGACCUUCCUCCAUUGUCCCGCCAAAAUGUGGAAGAGCGAUCGCAACUGCCUCAUAGCCAAACAAUUUGCGGAGCAGUGCAAUCCCCUACCGCACGUGCCGCUGCCCAUGAACUGA
This is a messenger RNA of Scaptodrosophila lebanonensis, 570 nucleotides long. RefSeq lists its product as uncharacterized. The record is from RefSeq and is a predicted model, not a curated record. The coding region runs from base 1 to 570 and encodes 189 amino acids. The transcript has 4 exons. NCBI's taxonomy places the organism in Eukaryota, Metazoa, Arthropoda, Insecta, Diptera, Drosophilidae.